This is a messenger RNA of Sinocyclocheilus anshuiensis, 1011 nucleotides long. Its product is annotated as high choriolytic enzyme 1-like. The record is from RefSeq and is a predicted model, not a curated record. Gene Ontology annotation, biological process: proteolysis. Gene Ontology annotation, molecular function: metalloendopeptidase activity; zinc ion binding. NCBI's taxonomy places the organism in Eukaryota, Metazoa, Chordata, Actinopteri, Cypriniformes, Cyprinidae. The transcript has 6 exons. Bases 214 to 1011 code for a protein of 265 amino acids.
UGUAUUUUCUGUUUCUGCAAGGAUUUGGACUAACAGGCGAGGUCAGAGUUUCCUCCCUUUAGUUACACACAUUAGUCUCUGGACACUAAGACCCUACACACAAUCCUCCAGCAGACCCACCUACUCAGGUGAAUAUAAAAUCUUGACAGAAUAGCUCACAGACACUAAAGCUCACACAGGAGCAUCCUGAACAUCGCUACACACUGAGACGACAUGGACACAAGAGCCUCCCUCUCCAUUCUGCUGCUGCUGUUUGGCAUCUCACAGGCAUCUUAUUUCAUGGAACCAAGUUAUGAAGAUGUGUCCAUACCUCUACCAGAAAAUGUUGACAUCACUACACAGAUUUUGGGCUCCAACAAUGGAUCUUCUGAAGUCUUGAUUGAAGGAGAUCUGGUGUUUCCCAAAACCAGAAAUGCUCUCAACUGCUUUAACAACAACUGUUUCUGGAAGAAAAACUCUAACAACAUAGUGGAGAUCCCUUACAUAGUGAGCGGUGAAUUCUCCUAUAAUAACAAAUUAGUUAUCACAAAUGCCAUGUCCACCUUUCACUCCAAAACCUGCAUCCGCUUUGUGGCCAGAUCAACUCAGAGCGACUACAUCAGUAUUGAGAACAAAGAUGGGUGCUACUCUUCUCUUGGCAGAACUGGUGGCAAGCAGGUGGUCUCCCUCAACAGGCAAGGCUGUGUGUAUCACGGCAUCGUUCAGCAUGAGCUCAAUCAUGCCCUGGGCUUUUACCACGAGCAAACCAGGAGCGAUCGGGAUGAGUACGUCAAGAUCAACUGGGAGAACAUGUCUCCUGAUAUGGCCUACAACUUCCAGAAACAAAACACCAACAACCAAAACACUCCAUACGACUACGGCUCCAUCAUGCACUAUGGAAGAACAGCCUUCUCCAUCCAGCCCGGGCUGGAAACCAUCACUCCCAUUCCUGAUGAGACGGUGGAAAUCGGACAGAGGCAGGGAAUGUCCAACACCGACAUCCUGAGGAUCAACAAGCUGUAUGGAUGCUGA